Molecule: messenger RNA, 5388 nt
Organism: Hirsutella rhossiliensis
Lineage: Eukaryota; Fungi; Ascomycota; Sordariomycetes; Hypocreales; Ophiocordycipitaceae
Product: PIF1-like helicase domain-containing protein
Exons: 8
Coding region: 1-5388 (1795 amino acids)
Biological process (GO): telomere maintenance; DNA repair
Molecular function (GO): DNA helicase activity
Source: RefSeq, a predicted model, not a curated record
AUGCAGGCCGAGGACCUGGCGGACGUGCUGCGGGGCCUCGAAGAGGAGUUCGAUGCGGGCGAGAGGCUGGCUGACGAGCGGGCGUGGUGCGCGCCGGUGCCGCGCGAAAGGGAGGUCAGGACGGUGCGGAGGUUCUACCGGGCGUUCCAUGACGCUGGCACGCUACCGAUCAGGACGUGCACGCUGUGCUACCGGAAGCAGGCCAGGGUGGAGCUCAGGGAGAUGGCGUGGGAGGGCUGGGCGCGGCGCGGCGCGGCGCAGGGAGGUAGGCGGUCCCCGUUCGGCUGCCGAAGCUGCUUCCCCGGGGGCACGCCGGUGCCGGUGUGCGCCGAGUGCGCGCGGCGGGUCGGGCGCGACGGCGCAUCGGCGGCGAUGCACCUGCACCGGCGGCUCGGCUGCGAGCACACGUACCCCGACGAGCUCAAGGACCUGACGCCGGUCGAGGAGAAGCUGAUCGCGCCCAACUCGUGCUACGGCUUCGUGACAAAGUAUAGCAUCCCCGGCGGCCAGAGGCAGAGCGUGAGGUACCCGAGGCACGUCAAGGGCCACAUCACCGUGUUCCCCAACGACGUCCAGGGGCUCGCGACCAAGGUGCUCCCGCACCCGCUGGUCCGGGUCAUGGACGAGAUCCACGUCUCGUGGCAGGGCGCCGAGAGGCCCGGGCCGCGGGACCUGUGGGGCCUGCUGUCGGUGCGGCGGCGGGUGGUCGAGAGGGCGCUGGCCUGGCUCAAGGAGAACAACCCGCUGUACGGCGAUAUCGAGAUCGACACGGCCGAGAUGGACAGCUGGGGGGAGCCGGCCUACGGGGUGCCGGCGGCGGUGUUGGAGCGGCUGGAGCGGAACGAGCCGUCGGCGCGGGAGAGGACGCAGACGGCGCAGCUGGUGCCGCCGACGGAGCGGGCCCUGGACGACGAGGGCGCGGUCGAGAUCGAGGAGGUGCUCGCGAUGCUGAGGCAGGGCCGGGACCCCGCCGAGGGCCGGCCCGACCCCGGGCCCACGCGCGAGGGGGAGGGUAACGGCGAGGAUUGGGAGGGCGCUAGGCCGGAAGGGGACGGGGACAUAAUAAUCAACGAGAUCCGCUUCGCCCGCGAGGCUAUAGGGACUACCAAUAUAGGCCCAAGGACAUGGGUUAACACGGCGGCCGGAGCGGCGGCGGGGAGCGGCGGCGACAGCGAGCCCUAUAUACAGGUGCGGCGCGGGGACGAAUUUGCCGACUCGGCAGACGCGUCCUUCUUCGCCAAGGCGUUCCCGACCCUAUUUCCCUUCGGGCUAGGUGGGCCGAGGCUCGCCGACGAGGCCGCCGCGGGGGAAGGCGCGGCCGCUAGCGCCGGCCACCGGGGCGGCGAGGCGGAGCGGGUCGCUGAGGGCCUUACAUCAACACGGAAUAUGAAGCUCGAAGCCUGGGCUGAUGUCGUGCUGCGGCGCCACGGCGGACGGUUUGCGACGCACCCCAUCUUCGCCUUCCUCGUCUUUAAUAUGGGCGUACGGUCCAGGAACCGCCAGGCUAGCAUGCUGGGCGUGACGAGGAAGAACUUUGCACGGGUCGAGGGCCUGCUAAAGUCGUUAACGGCGCAGAGACUCGAGGCGGCGAAGGUCGAGCUCGAGGCUACGGGCAAGACCAGCGACGACGGGGUGACGGAGCUCCUGCGGUCCCUCUCAGUGUUCGGGCAUAGGCAGCCCAUGUCCAGGGAGAGCCGCCUAAGCAUGCGGAAGAAAAUACUCUCCCUUAUUAUCAGGUACGGGGUGCCGGCGAUCUGGUUCACGCUGAACCCGAACGACAUCACGAACCUGGUAAAGCUGCGGCUGGCAGCGCACCGCGGCCGCGACCCUGACGCCGCGGAGGCUUUCCUUCGAGACCUGGGGACCGCAUAUAAGCGGGCGCGGCUGGCCAUAUCGGACCCGAUGAGCUCGGCCGUCUUUUUCCACCGGGAGAUGACGCUCUUCUUCGAGCACUACGUCAGGACCGGGGAGGAGUCGGUAUUCGGGCACGUUGGGGCCUACUACGGGGCCGUGGAGACGAACGAGCGCGGCGCCCUCCACCUCCAUGGGCUCCUCUGGCUCAGGGGCAACCGGGGCCUCGGCGAGGCGCUCGCGGGCGCCGAGACGGAGGAGCAGGCGGCGUACCGGGAGCGCAUCGCCCGCUACAUAGAUAGCGUCUUCUCCGAGGAGCUAGACGCAGAAGGCUAUUGCGCGGCUCAGGCGGAGAGGUCAGCCACAGACGAUAUAUCCUCACGGCUUGAUGACGUCGCACGCUUCACGGACACCUUCGACGAGGAGGCCAACUUCUGCGCGGGCGCAACGCAGGUCCACACGCACAGCGCGACCUGCGUCAAGUACUCGCUCGGGGGCGGGGCGCGCAAGGGGGACCUCUGCCGGUUCAAGGCGCCGUGGAGGCUGGUGGAGCGGACGGCGCUGACGGCGGACGGGGUGCUCGAGGUCCGGCGGACGCACAGCAUGGUGAACCGGUGGAACAGGGCGAUGGCGGUCGGGCUGCGGCACAACCACGACAUGUCGUUCAUCGCGACGCAGCGCAAGACCAUGGCCCUGAUCUACUACAUCACCAACUACGCGACCAAGGUCGAGGACCCCGCGUGGAAGCGGGUGGCCGCGGCGGCCGAGUUCCUGCCGACUCUAGAGCCGACGGGGGCGGAUAACAGCAGCAGCGCCGGCCACAACACCGGCCAGGAGGGUGGCGCCCAGGGGGGGGUAACAGCAGCAGACCCUAUGGAGGGGAGUAAAACAAGGAUGUUCCUGCUCAAGGUGGCGAACCGAAUCUUUACGGAGCGGCCACUGUCCCAGGUCGAGGUAAUCGCGAACCUCCUAGGGUAUCCGGCCGAGUUUAGCAGCGGCGCGGCGUGGGCAUAUAUCAACACGAACCAGCUCUACUGGGCCGUCUUCCGCCGGUGGCGAUACCUCCGACGGGCAAGUGGCGCGGAGGCGACAGGCGACGCACCAGACGAGAUGGUUAUCAUCAAAGAGGCCGGCUUAAGAAUUCCUCUCGUCGAGGCCUACCGGCAUAGGGGUGAGCUCCUGCGGAGCCUCUGCCUAUACGACUAUGCAUCGGUCGUGAGGCUAAAGCGCACCAGCCGCAGCGCCGACGGCAGGACGAGCUGGGGCGAGAUACCCUUUACGGAGAGCUGGGCGUACGGGAAAGGCUGGGUGCAGGUGCUUAGGCGGCCGGGCAGCGAGGCAACCGUAUGCCUCGAUGGAUACCUCAGUAAGGAGCUUAGUGAGGCAGACGACGAGUCAUGCCACCGAAGGUGUGUUCUCCAUCUCGCCCUGUUUGUGCCAUGGGAGUCCUUUCUAGGCGAGGAGACAGGCGAUAUUAAUGACAUCUGGGCAUGGGCACGGGAGCUGCUGACGCCGAGGGUCAGGCGACUCGCAGACAACGUACAGCUCCUCCGGCGGUCGGCCGAGGACGCGAGGCGGGACGCCAAGCAGUGGGCUGCCACGGCCGAGGAAGGCGACUUAGCGGCGGCGCGGGCCGAAGGGGAGGGCGGCGAGGCCGCCGAGGACGGCGAGGGGGCAUACCGCGCCGGCGGGGCAGGCGACACGGCACGGCUCAUCGACGUCGUCCGGAACGCCGCCGCCGCGGGACAGGUGACGGCACAGUCGGCGGAGCUGCUGGCGAUGACGCAGCAGCUCUGCCGGUUCCAGCAGUCGGCGCUCGGGUCGGCCGCCGAGCUCGCGGCGACGGCGGUGACGGAAGAGAGAGCGGGCAGGCGGGUGGACCUGGCGGGCUCGGAGCUCUCAGGGGCGGCGCUGCCGCGGCAGGAGGAGGUGCGGGCCAUCAAGUCGCAGCAGAGGAGCGCCGCGCGGGAGCGGGAGCGGGCCAUCCAGGGCAUCCAAGGCGCCGGGGCGACGGUGGGCACCAGGACCGACCGUAGCGCGGCUCUCCGUAGGGUCCUGGGGGGCUUCGGCGAGGACGACGUGGACGUGACGGCGGCCGACGGCGACCUAGAUGCAGGCACGGCGGCAGGGAUGCGCGUGCGGCUCGGCCCGUCGAGCUCGUUCCUCGCCGCCGGCCGGGAGCUGGCCAAGGAGCUGACGCUGAACGAGAAGCAGUCGAUCGCCCUCCUCAUCGUCUGCCGGCAGCUCGACCAGGUCCGGCAGGCCAAUGAGGCAGGCGGCGACGGAGACGGGGAAGCGACGUCGGGCACGGCGGGCGGCCAGGCGGGAGGGGCGACCAAGGGGGUGGACGGCGUGCGGCUGCCGGGCGCGGGCGAGCGCUUCGUCGACGGCCGGUCGCGCAUGGACUGGCGGGAGAAGGAGGUGCUGGUGGUCGACGAGGUCAGCAUGCUCGGGGCGCGCACGCUAUACGCCGCCAACGAGCAGCUCUGCCGGCUGCGGGGGUCGGCGCGGGACUUCGGCGGCAUCCCGGUGGUGAUCUUCUGCGGCGACUUCCACCAGUUCCGGCCGGUGCAGGAGCGGUCGAUCCUGCUGCCGAGCGCGGCGGUGUCGUGGGACGAGGACAGGGCCUUCACGGCCGAGCAGCGGCGGCAGCACGACAAGGCGCACGCGCUCUGGCGGCGGUUCACGACGGUCACCAUGCUCGACGAGCAGAUGCGGGCCGCCGGCGACCCCGAGCUGCGGCGCCUGCUCGGGCGGAUCCGGCGGGCGAGCAGGACCGGCGUGACGGUGGUCACGCCGCUCAACCGGAACCGCUGGAACCUCAACCUCGAGGCGGCGCUCGCGUUCCGGGCGCGGCAGCGGACGGCGGCGCGCGUCUUCCUCUCCGAGCACAAGUGGAAGGACGGCACGCCGACGGAGGAGGAGGCGAUGCUGAUGCUCGGCCAGGGCGACGACAGCGCGACGCCGGUGCCGGCCGUCUUCGUCUUCGUGCCGGGCAUGCCGGUCGUCGUGAACCAGAACACGCACCAGGGGCUGAAGGUGGUGAACGCUGACGGUGCACUUCGGCCGCCGGCGGGCAUCGUGCUGGCGUCGGAGACGACCAGGGACCUCCACUUCGUCGGGAUGCCGUCCGGGACGAUCCUGCUGACGCCCAUCACCGUCAAGAUCACGGCGCAGCGGAAGCGGCCCUGGCAGCGCAACGACGUCGGCCGGCGCGGCCUGCCGUGCGCCGCGGCCUUCGCCUGCACCGACUACAAGGUGCAGGGCGGGACGAUCGAGCGCGUCGCGCUCGAGCUGCGGGGGGCGAGGACGACGACGGUCGAGGGCAGGGCGGUGGCGUCGCCGUGCGACCCGUACAGCCUCUACGUGCAGCUCUCGCGGUGCCCGACGCUCGACGGCAUCAUGCUCGUAUCGGAGGUGCGGGAGCGGGACCUUAUAGGGAACCGGGUGCCCGGGGAAAUGACAGCGGCGCAGGCCCGGCUAGAGGAGCUAAGCAAGCAGACAACACAGGAAGCAGGUAGCCUACUCCGCAGCUAA